AUGGCUUUCCUGAAGGAGUUGCAGCAGAAGAAGGUUAUUGUGCCGUGUGUGACCCUAAUCCUCGGACUUGGACUCGGUCUUGGACUGGACUUGCAGAGAUGUCGAAACAAAGUCGUCCCCCACACGUCCUGCAGGGGCCGAUGCUACGAGCCCUACGACGGAGACGUCCCCGGCUGCAGGUGCGACAAGAACUGCAAUGUCAGUGGCAGCUGUUGCCACGACUACCACGACAUCUGCAGCGCCCCCGCUGAGCAGUGGGAGUGCACCAGGCUGCGCUGUGGGGAGCGGAGGAUGACGCAGAGCCGGUGCCAUUGCUCCGAGGACUGCCUCUCCGCCGGUGACUGCUGCACCAACUACAAGCAGGUCUGCCGAGGAGAGAGAGCGUGGGUGGAGGACGAGUGCGACGACCUGUUGACCCCCACAUGUCCAUCAGGCUUCAAGCAGCAGCCGCUGCUGCUGGUCUCUCUGGAUGGACUGAGGGCCGAGUACCUGCAGAAGUGGAGCCCUCUCGUCCCCGUCCUGGACAAGCUCAAGAAGUGUGGCACGUCGGCGCCGUACAUGCAGGCGGUGUUCCCCACCAAGACAUUCCCCAACCACUACACCAUCGUCACGGGUCUCUACCCUGAGUCCAACGGUCUGAUUGAUAACACCAUGUUCGACCCGGUGUUCAACGCCUCCUACAGCCUGUCCAGUCCGGAGAAGGACAACCCUGCCUGGUACCUGGGACAGCCUAUCUGGCACACGGCGAAGUUCCAGGGGCUGAAGGCCGGCACUUUCUUCUGGCCGGGGUCGGACGUCAAAAUCAACGGAAGCUUCCCCGACAUCUACAGGCUUUACAACGGCAAAGUGCCAUUUGAAGAGCGGGUGCUGACUGUGCUGAAGUGGCUCCAGCUGCCGGAUGAUAAAAGACCAGAUUUCUACACGUUGUACCUCGAGGAACCGGAUAAAUCUGGACACAGCUACGGUCCUGUGAGCGGGGGGGUGAUCGAGGCCCUCCAGGGGGUGGACAGAGUCAUCGGUCAGCUCAUGAACGGCCUCAAGCAGAUCGGCCUCCACCGCUGCCUGAACAUCGUCAUCGUGGCAGAUCACGGCAUGGAGGAAACAAGCUGCGACAGGAAGGAGGUUCUUCAGGAGCUGGUCGGCGACAUCAAGAACUACUGGGUCACCGAGGGGGCGCUAGGACGCAUCAGGACCAGAGACAACGGCCCGUUGGACUCCGCCCAACUGGUGGCCAACAUGACUUGUAAGCGGCCCGACCAAAAGGUGAAGCCGUACCUGAAGGCCGAUCUACCCAAGCGCCUCCACUUUGCCAACAGCCGUCGCAUUGAAGACGUUAACGUCCUGGUGGAGCCAAAGUGGCUGUUUGAGAGGUAUCCAGGGUCGCUCACCUUCUGCUCGGGGGGAACUCACGGCUACGACAAUGAUGUGGAGACCAUGCAUGCCAUGUUUGUCAGUUAUGGACCAAAGUUCCAGUAUAAAACCGAGAUCGAACCCUUUUCAAACAUCGAGUUGUACAAUCUCAUGUGUGACGUGAUGCAGAUCUCCCCCGGUGAGAACAACGGGACCCACGGCAGCAUGAACCACGUCCUGAGGCAGCCCUUCUAUGCUCCGGCGCCCCCCCCCGAGCAAAGCGGACCGCUCCGGUGUCCGCUGACCGGCCUCGACCCCAUGGACCCGCUGGGGUGCUCCUGUCCGGCCCUGGUGGGUUUUCCUAUGCUUACGGGUGGAAACGACAUCAACAGCCGCCUCAAUCUGACAGCAGAGGAAGAGGCCGCUGCGGAGAAGAAGCACGUGAUGUUCGGCCGCCCCCGGAUGCUGCAGCCUGACCACAGUUACUGCGUCCUCCACCAGGACGGGUUCAUCAUGGCCUUCAGCCACGACGCUCUGAUGCCUGUGUGGAGCUCCUUCACCAUCGACAGGCCGAUGAACUUGGACCCGUUGCCCCCGGCGAUGUCGGACUGUUUGAGGGCCGAUGUCAGACUCCGACCGUCCCAGAGUCCCCGUUGUGACCAGUACGCCGCUGCUGGGAACCUGACGUACGCCUUCCUGUACCCACCGAGUCUGAAUGCGACAGCGGAUCAGGAAUACGAUGCUCUACUAACGAGCAACGUGGUGCCGAUGUACCCCGAGUUUAAGAGGAUCUGGGACUACUUCCACAGCGUCCUGCUGAAGAAAUACGCCUCCGUGUACAACGGGGUGAACGUGGUGACGGGGCCGGCCUUCGAUUACAACUACGACGGCCAGUACGACACUCCGGGGCAGAUCCAGCAGUUCGUGUCCGGCACUAACAUCCCCGUUCCCACCCACUUCUUUGCGGUGCUGACGGGCUGCAGGGACUCGGCCCUGCCGGUCUCGGAAUGCACCGGGGAGCUACAGACCGUGUCCUUCCUGUGGCCUCACAGACCCGACAACUCGGAGAGCUGCAAAAGUGCACAAGCCGAGUCGGAUUGGGUAGAAGACCUCACGUGGUUCCACCGCUCACGAGUCAGAGAUGUCGAGUGGAUCACAGGACUGGACUUUUACCAGGGCAGCAAUCGACCAAUCCCAGAGCUGCUGAGAAUGAAGACCCGCCCCACAGCUGCCAUUCACAGACAACAUUUCAGAGAGUUGAGCUGCAGAUCCCUGAAGCCUGUGUGACCGUGUAGUGGUGAGGACAGUCCUGUGACAGGGCGGAACGGGUUCUUUUUCCUUUUCCUCUCCCUCUUCUACCAACUUUUCGCACGGCGGACCCCCACAACCCAACCCGAGCGGCCAGACGAAAUCAAUCAAAGCGUUCAGUCAUGACACACGACGCAGGGGAUGACGUGGUCCUUGCUAGUAAUGGAAGAUGAACCUCUCCUGCCUGGAUCAAAGAGCCGCUUCUUUUAUCCCUCACAAACCUCUAUGUCUCAUAGUGAAACUCACCUCCCCCACACCCGGAAUACUAGUUGACGUAUUCAUGUUGUCCAGAGGAUGAACCUUAACUAAUCCCACAAACAAAGAGCUUUGCUUCGGGGUAAUAUGAAACAAUAUUUCCCUUUUUCUAGUCAGUUUCCUGCGUAUUAUUAGUGUUGUUGGAGCAAUAUUGAUCCAUUGUUGAUAUUUGGUGGGGAAAAAAUGGAAAGGAUUAUCUGCCAUGAGAUCCAAUAGUUUUUCCUGUUCAUGUUUGCCUUUAAAAUGACUUUUCUGUUGUAGAAUAAAAAGGUAUGAACGUUU
Molecule: messenger RNA, 3195 nt
Organism: Gasterosteus aculeatus aculeatus (three-spined stickleback)
Lineage: Eukaryota; Metazoa; Chordata; Actinopteri; Perciformes; Gasterosteidae
Source: RefSeq, a predicted model, not a curated record